AUGUUCCGACGCUGGCGGAUAAGCGCGCCAUGCCACUUGCACACAUACGUGCGGAAUUCCUCACAGCUUGCGGCACUGCCGGCAAAGGCGCCAUUUCAGCUCCAGCCCAGGAACGGCGCCUCGUCUCUGUCGGGCGCUGUAACAAGCAUCACCGCGCCGCGAUUGGCGGCGCAUGGCGGUGCGCAUACGUUCCAAUGGGAUGCUCCGCCGCGGAAUGUGCUGCUUGUCAAGAAACUAAACGAUGCUAACGUCACGUCCAGCUUUGACAGCGUGAUUCGGCACUUGCAGGGGUCGUACCCGCAGCUCAACAUCGUCGUGGACGAGCAUGUUUGGGAUCAGAUCAAGGACCGCCACGAGAAAAUCGUCCCAUUUCGCAUCGGAGACCGCCACAUGCUGGGCGACAAGAUCGAUUUUGUGAUUACGCUCGGCGGCGAUGGCUCGAUCUUGUACGUAUCGAGCUUGUUCGAUCAGAACGCUGUACCACCGGUGCUGAGCUUUUCCAUGGGCACGCUCGGAUUCCUCUUGCCGUACAAUAUUGAGUCGUUCCCUGCGGCGCUUAAGGAUGUGUUGGAGUCAAAGUUUACCUUGAUGCUGCGGAUGCGUAUGUCUGUAUCGCUAUGGGGGGAAACGCCUGGCGAAUGCCUGUCUUUUGCUGGCGAGCAGUAUUGCCGCGAGCUGCACUUUAUGAACGAGCUGGUGUUGCACCGCGGAAAUGAGCCGCACAUGACGACGAUAGAUGCAUACGUGAAUGGCGAGCAUCUCACGCAGGCGAUUGCGGACGGCUUGAUUGUGUCCACGCCCACAGGAUCGACAGCCUACGCACUCUCGGCAGGUGGGCCCAUUAUCCAUCCCUCGGCAGCCACCAUGAUGCUCACACCCAUCUGUCCACGUUCCUUGAGUUUUCGGGCUGUGGUUUUUCCCAGCGAUUCGUCGAUCCAAAUGUUUGUCGCGCCCCGCUCGCGCUCGAGCGCAGAAGUAUCCGUGGAUGGCAGAGCCGUGCAUAGACUCGCGCCGUACCAGUCGGCGCACGUCGGCAUGUCGUCAUUCCCCAUUCCCUGUAUCCAGUUUCCGCCUGCCGAGUCGGCAAUGCGCCGCUGCGGCAGUGCAUCGCCCGUCGUGGCCGACGAAUGGGUGCAUGAUAUCAACACGCUGCUGAAAUUCAAUGCAUCUUUCCGGCCGCGCAUCGCCGCGCGUCUCACGGCGCACGAUGCGGAGGAGGAGAGCUAUACGAGCCAAGCACGCGCCAUUCUGAAGCACGCACAUAAACGCCGCGGACGGCGCACGUAG
Messenger RNA from Malassezia vespertilionis, 1287 nucleotides. RefSeq names its product NADH kinase (gene POS5). The transcript has a single exon. Gene Ontology annotation, molecular function: NAD+ kinase activity. Gene Ontology annotation, biological process: NADP+ biosynthetic process; NAD+ metabolic process. NCBI's taxonomy places the organism in Eukaryota, Fungi, Basidiomycota, Malasseziomycetes, Malasseziales, Malasseziaceae. Bases 1 to 1287 code for a protein of 428 amino acids. The record is from RefSeq and is a predicted model, not a curated record.